Molecule: messenger RNA, 5570 nt
Organism: Alligator mississippiensis (American alligator)
Lineage: Eukaryota; Metazoa; Chordata; Crocodylia; Alligatoridae
Product: structural maintenance of chromosomes protein 6
Exons: 29
Coding region: 365-3655 (1096 amino acids)
Biological process (GO): double-strand break repair via homologous recombination
Cellular component (GO): nucleus; site of double-strand break; Smc5-Smc6 complex
Molecular function (GO): damaged DNA binding; single-stranded DNA binding
Source: RefSeq, a predicted model, not a curated record
CAGCGCGGCGCAUGCGCAGGGAGGGGCACGAAGCCGAGCGCUGCCCUGCGCUGCUCGCUCCCUGCCCGGGGGGCCGGCGCGCGUGGAACUUUAGAACGGGAAACGCUGAACGUGGAACGCCGGCGGUUUGAACUGCAGCGGCGGCGCCGGGAGACUUCAUAUUUUCCCAAGAACAACUUUGACCACCCAAAAGCCGAGAUCCUGUGCUUGCCUUUGUCUAAGGUUCAGGAGGAAGAAAGGAACAAGUCUGAGGGUUACUUGAAGAUAAAGGGGAGAACAGCAACAGUGAUAUUGGGAUGGUGGUCUAAUAUAUGUCCCCAAAAUGGAAAGAAACGGAGUAUGAGACAUUCUUCAAGCAGUACUGAUGGGUAAGAGAAAAGAGGAAAGUGUUUCUAAAUCUGGAGGCCAUAAAAGGCUAAGACAAGAAGAUGCGGAUAAGUAUGAUGAUGAACCUAAUGAAGCAGAGCAUUCACAUCUAGCAUCUGGCAGCAAUUCUUGCUCACAGUUGACUUCAGGGGAAGUUGGGAUAAUUGAAAGCAUCCAACUAAAAAACUUUAUGUGCCACUCAAUGCUCGGACCCUUUCAGUUUGGAUCCAAUGUCAAUUUUGUGGUGGGAAACAAUGGAAGUGGGAAGAGUGCUGUAUUAACUGCUCUUAUUGUUGGUCUUGGUGGAAAAGCUACCACAACUAAUAGAGGAUCUUCUUUAAAAGUAUUUGUAAAAGAUGGAGAGUCUUCUGCAGAUGUUUCAAUAACAUUACGAAACCAAGGUAGAGAUGCCUUUAAGCCAGAUGUUUAUGGUGAUUCUAUUGUUGUCAGUCAGCGUAUUAAUGCGGAUGGAAGUCGUAGUUAUAAACUGAAAAGCAAAUCAGGGACCUCAGUUUCUUGUAAGAAAGAGGAACUUGUAGCAAUAUUGGAUCAUUUUAACAUACAGGUAGAUAAUCCUGUGUCUGUUUUAACCCAAGAGAUGAGCAAGCAUUUCUUACAGUCUAAAAAUGAAGGUGACAAGUACAAGUUCUUUAUGAAGGCAACCCAGCUGGAGCAGAUGAAAGAUGAUUAUUCAUACAUUAUGAAAACUAAAGAAAAUACAUCUCUCCAGAUAGAGCAAGGAGUAGAGCGUCUUCGAGAACUAAAGCAACACUAUGUGGAAAAAAAGGAACGUUAUAGAACCAUUGGGUUUGUGAAUGAAAUGCGAAACUAUCUAGAAGAACUGAAAAACAAAAUGGCUUGGGCAGUGGUCAGUGAGGCAGAAAAAGAAAUAAAACCAAUCCAAGAGAGCAUCAGUCUUGAAGAAGGAUGUACAGAUAAGUAUGUCCAGAAGCUAAAUGAAUGGCAGGUCAAAGUAAAUGAAGCAGAAGAAAAGUACAAGACCAUCCAAGAUCAGUUAAAAAAGAUACAUGAAGAAGCACAGCUAUUACAGCCUCAGUGUGUUUCUUUGAAAUCAGAACUUCAAGCAAGAAGAAGAGCAUACAAUGAAGCUGAGGUUCUUUAUAAUCGAUUCAGAACUGAAUUAAGACGACUAGAAAAGGAUGAUAUACAGCUACGCAAACGGAUUGAAGAACUGAAAAAUAGUGCUGAGCAAAUUUCAGAUCCUGAAAAACUGGAAAGACAAAGAAAAAUCACCCAGUUGAAAGAGCAGUUAAAGGUGUUCUCUGAUCAGGAAACUGUGAUUGGUCAACAGCUGCAACAGUUUCAGCAAGCUAUAUACGAGUACAGGGAAGAACAUUCCACAUUUAAGAGAGAAGAACUUGAAGUGAAACAAGCAUUGGAUGCCAAGCAGAGACAGCUUAAGGAGCUGCAUGAGAGUAAAACAAAUCAGUUGAAAAGGUUUGGACAACACAUGCCAGCCCUUCUUGAAGCAGUUGAGGAAGCCUUUAGGCAAGGACGUUUCAAAGAAAAACCUGUUGGGCCACUAGGUGUUUAUCUUCAUCUCAAAGAUGCAGAACUUACUCUAGCUGUUGAAGCUUGUUUAAAGAGUCUGCUUCGAGCAUUUUGUUGUGAUAAUCAUAACGAUGAGAGAACACUUCAGGCCUUGAUGUCAAGAUAUUAUUCACCUGGGACUCGGCCACAAAUAAUUGUGAACAGGUUUCGGAAUGAAGUUUAUAAUGUCAGAUGCAGGGCAGUUUAUCACCCAGAAUUCCCAUCAGUCCUUACAGCCCUGGAAAUAGAUAACGCAGUGGUUACCAACUGUUUGAUUGACAUGCGGGGCAUAGAAACAGUCCUUCUAAUUAAAAGCAGCUGUGUGGCUCGUAAAGUAAUGCAGAGUAACAAGCCUCCAAAAAACUGUCGAGAAGCUUUCACUGCUGAAGGUGAUCAGGUGUUUGAGAGACGAUAUUACUCCUCUGAAAACACUAGACCCAGGUUCCUAAGUAAAGACGUAGAUGUUGAAAUAAGUCUCCUGGAAAAUGAAGUUGAAAAUAAGAAGGCACAGUUGUUAACAUCUCAACAGCAUUUACAUUCGAUUGAAAAUGAGAUCAGACAAAAUGAAGAUUAUCUUAAUCAACAUCGUCAACACCAAAAAGAACUGCAGAACAAACUAAGAAGAAUAAACGUAGAAAUAAUGGAUCUCGAGAAUGUAGAAGAACACCAAUCAGUGGACAUCUCUACACUAGUAGAUGAAGCUCAAGAAAACAAGAAUAAGAUGGAAACUGUUAAAGGAGAUAUGCAAAAACAGAAGGUGAUAAUGGAGGAACUGAAGAAUAAUCUACGAGCAGCUGAACAUAAACUUGAAGAAAUUAAAGACAAAAUUCAUCAAGUAGAAGAAGUAGCUGGUCCUGUGAAGGAUGAAUUAAACCAAGUUGAUUCAGAAAUGGAAAAAUGUAAACGCCACUGGCAACACUACGAAGAAAAACAGAAACAACAUUUGGCAUCCAUAAACACCCAAAAAGAACUUCUGGCUUCUAAAGAAAAAAAAUUGAAGGAAAAGAUUGCACAGGCCAUGCAAAUUUACCCUGAGAGGAUAGAAGUCGACAGAACCGUAAAGAGUCUUGACACAGAAAUGAAUCGCUUAAGGGAAAAGAUAAAUUCAGAAGCAGAUCGUCAUGGAAACAGAGACGAAAUAAUAAAGGAGUUCUAUGAAGCAAAGGAAAAAUAUGAGGAUGCAGAAAGUAAAGUGAAAAAUCUGAAGAAAUUUAUUAAACUGUUGGAUAAAAUAAUGACACAGAGAUACAAAACGUAUCAGCAGUUCAGAAGGUGCCUUACUUUACGAUGCAUACUCUACUUUGACUUCUUACUACAUCAGCGUGGUUACUUUGGUAAAAUGAGCUUUGACCACAAGAAUGAAACACUUUCAAUAACAGUCCAGCCUGGAGAGGGAGGCAAGGCUGCUCUGAAUGACAUGAGAUCUCUAUCAGGAGGUGAACGUUCCUUCUCAACCGUUUGUUUCAUUCUUUCUCUGUGGUCCAUUACUGAAUCUCCUUUCAGAUGCUUGGAUGAAUUUGAUGUCUACAUGGACAUGGUUAAUAGAAGAAUUUCAAUGGACAUGAUGCUGAAGAUGGCAGAUUCUCAGCGUCAUCGACAAUUUAUUCUGCUCACUCCACAAAGCAUGAGUUCUCUACCAACAAGUCGGCUUAUUAGAAUCCUCCGAAUGCAAGAUCCUGAAAGAGGGCAGACAACACUGAAUUUCCAAAAUAGACACCAAGAGCAGGAAGAUGAUUAAACUUGAUACAUAUCUUUAUACAUUAAUAUAUUAUCCCAAAUGACCAGAGUUUUGUACAGUAUAACUGUAUAAUUAUGUCUGUAAGAUUAUUUACUUAUUGCUGGUUAAAAGAAAAAUUAAUUGGAGGAUAUGCCUAGCAAAGGAAAAAGUUCCUUUAUAUUUUCUAGUAUGUGUUUGGACAAGCUGAAAACAUAAGCACAGUGUAUAAUUUUAAUAAAACUUGGACUUGACAACUAGUAAAACACAAAUUUUCUUUCGACUCGCUUUUUUUAUUGCCAGCUACUAGAGUUUAGAGCAGAACAUAUAUUUUCAUGGAGUUCUUAAUUUUUUUUGUAUAACUGGCCCGAGAUAAUUUUAAUAAACUUUUUACAAAAAUGAUAUAAGUAAUAAUGUGUUCAAUAUAUACCAUAAAAAUGAAGUGUUUACAACUUAAAAUUCUACACAGUAGGAUUAUAUUUUUAAAUUGUAUUCAAGGUUAUAAAAUGUAACGUAACACAUGCUCUUAAUUUUCAAAGGUGUGGAUGUCAUUCAGUUUAUCAAGGGUAGGAUUAUUGUGCUGUUGGGCAUUAUUUGUUAUUUGAUUGUAUUAAUAUUUGUUUACAUCUUGAGCAGUGCAAAUAUUUUUGGUAUUUUACCUUAGAUACACAAAGAAACUACUAUCUUAAGAACUUACCCACUGAUAAAUGAAAAUGGGUUCUGAAGUUCUUUUAAAAACAUCUUCCUUUAAUACUACGUAUCGGUAGUGCUCUAAUUAAAGCACCGUCCCCCGCGACUUUGGAGCCCAUGUUAAAAGUACCCAAAGGUGCCACCUUGCCUUACAUUCUGCCUGACUUCAGACUAACACUGCUAACCACCAUUCUACAAACUGUGUUAACUACAGUCAAUCUGCCCAUUCCAUUUUCUAGUUGAACAAGAGCUAAUAAGUGCAGACAGAGUUAAUAAUUUUCACUUUAUAUUCCAUAGCUUAAAGUGCAGAAUUUAUUUGCAGUCCUUUGACCAUGGAAAAACUAAUCCCUAGCUUCUCCUAAGAUUUUUUUUCUUUGUAUAAGUGAUUUGAGUCUUCAGGCAUCACUAUAAUGACUAGACAAGUUUCUUUGACAAAGGUAGUUCUUUAAUUUUGGUUAAACAAAGCAUGUAUGUAAUACGCUUACACAGGUGGAUCUAGACCCAUGUAUAUGUAUUAAAACUAAACAAAAGGGAGAAUCCUUCCAAAGCUUCUCCCAAAGCAAAUCUUCCUCAAUAUAUGGGAAUGGAGGGAGCAGAAGACUCCAUUGUAUCACAUGGGGUCUUCUUUUGCUAAUCUAAAUAGAGGGAUACACUUACUAUGGUAGUGGCCAGCAAUACAAAACCCUGAGGUACACUUAAUAUGGGAAUAAUUUCAAAAUAUAUUGAACGUAUAUUUUUAAAUGUGAUUUGCUGAGUAACGUACAAAUAUAUGUAAAACUACAUACAUAUUUUUAGUAAACAAGUUAAUUGUAUCAGGCUUGUGAUCCAUUGCAUAUAUGGGAAAUGCAUCUUGAACUUUUCAUACAUACAGUGAUAAAGUGUGAUCAUAUGGAGGUGUGUUACACAAGACUUAUUGGACUGGGGGGUGGGGGUUGUAUGCUGUAGUGAGAGGUUCUCGGUUUUUGUUUUGUUUUUUGUUUGUUUGUUUUUAAUAUCAACAGGGGAAAGUUUUGUGGGGUUUUUUAUUUAUUUCAGUUUCUUUGAAUAAAUUACACUGAAUGAACUUUCUGAUCCCUCGGGAAUUUAAGCUCUUAGGAGCUUGUCUGCAACUGUCAAUUUAAAGUUCAGGCCAAAAAGUCUGCACUUCUUUGAACUUGCAGUGACUCGAGAAUACCUUGAUCUUUCAAAUAAUUCUAAUUUAAUGGUUGUUUUCUUUUCUGUUUGCCAAAUAUUAAAUUCUUUCAGAAAA